AAAAAUAAAAAAAAAGCCAUUAAUAAUAUUAAGUUUCCAUUUAUAGAUUACUUGAGAGAACCCAAAAAAAAAAAACCAUAGUAUUUAUAUUUAUUUAUUAACUUCGAUUCUGCUGUCUUUCUGUUUCCAAAAUUUAAAGUAAAUUUUGGAAUUUUCCUUUGCUGAGAGAGAGAGAGACAAAGAUGGCGACGACCACAGCAGCGAUGGCGGCGGUAACGGUACCGAUGGGGAGUGUAGCUGCGGGAAGUGGUUUUAUGAAUGUGUCGCUUUACGUAGGGGAUCUAGAGCAGAACGUGGUUGAAGGGCAAUUGUAUGAUCUGUUUAGCCAAGUCGGAACGGUGGCUUCCCUUAAGGUUUGUCGUGAUCAGAAUAAGCGAUCUUCUCUUGGUUACGCUUAUGUCAAUUACAGCAAUCACCAAGAAGCUGCUCAUGCUAAGGAGAUUUUCAACUUCACCCUUAUCAAUGGGAAACCUAUCAGGAUUAUGUUUUCUCAACGCGAUCCUCGCAUUCGGAAGACUGGAUAUGCCAAUGUUUUUAUCAAGAACCUGGACCCAGCUAUUGAUAACAAGGCAUUGUUCGACACUUUUGCUGCCUUUGGGACUGUACUUUCUAGCAAGGUGGCUACUGAUAACAAUGGGCAAUCAAAAGGGUUUGGAUAUGUGCAGUUUGAAACUGAGGAAGCCGCACAGAAUGCAAUCAAAAGGUUAAAUGGUAUGCUGAUAAAUGAUAAACAAGUUUAUGUUGGACAACAUGUUCGACGCCAAGAACGUGUGCCACCCAAUGCGUCACCAAAGUUCAAUAAUGUUUAUGUUAAAAAUUUGUCUGAAACAAUAACACACGAGGACCUUAAGAAAGUUUUUGGAGCUUGUGGUACCAUUACCAGUGCAGUUGUCAUGAAGGACCAGAAUGGGAAGUCCAGAUGUUUCGGUUUUGUAAACUUUCAGAGCCCAGAUGCAGCUGCUGCCGCUGUUGAGAAGUUUAAUGGAACCAAAAAUGAUGACAAGAUGUGGUAUGUGGGAAGGGCUCAGAGGAAAGCAGAAAGGGAGGCAGAGUUGAAAGCCAGAUUUGAGCAGGAGAGAAUUAGUAGAUAUGAAAAACUACAAGCUGCAAAUUUAUAUCUGAAAAAUCUUGAUGAUAGCAUUGAUAUUGAAAAACUGAAGGAACUAUUUUCUGAGUUUGGAACUAUUACCUCAUGCAAGAUUAUGCUUAAUCCACAAGGAGUGAGCCAGGGCUCUGGAUUUGUUGCCUUUUCUACACCUGAAGAAGCUUCAAAAGCAUUGAUUGGAAUGAAUGGGAAGAUGAUCGGAAAGAAGCCUUUGUAUGUUGCUGUGGCACAACGCAAAGAAGAAAGGAAAGCUCGAUUACAGGCAUAUUUUGCUCAACUUCAUACACAUGGUGCAAUGUCGCCUUUGGGGUCAGGGAUUCCUGGAUUUCAUCCCGCUGCACAUAGGCUUGGUCCUCAGCAAUUAUAUUAUGGUCAAGGUGGUCCGGGUCUAAUACACCCCCAGUCUGCAAGAUAUGGUUUCCAACAACAGCUCUUGCCAGGAAUACGUCCUAGUGUCACCCAAAAUUAUAUUAUGCCAUACAACCUUCAAGGACAAGGACAAUCAGGUCAGAGGAUGGGUGUUCGUCGAGGUGGAAACUCUCAACAGGUGCAGCAGAAACAGAUGCUGCAACGUAAUACCAAUCAAGGAUUUAGAUACAUGGGUAAUGCAAGAGACAUUGUGGACCCAUCUACAGUUACCCAAAGCAUUGUAGGUCCUGUCAUGCAAUUGCCAUUGGAGGUUUCAAGGAUGCCCGUAAACCCUAUUGAUCUUCAACAACCUAACCCAGUGCCCAUAUCAACACUCAUAUCUGAUUUAGCUUCUGCUUCCCCAAAAAAACGUGAUGAGAUGUUGGGAGAACAACUUUAUCCCCUGGUUCAGCGUUUUGAGCCUGAACAUGCGGGCAAGGUGACUGGGAUGUUGCUGGAGAUGGACCAAACAGAGGUUCUUCAUCUGCUCGAGUCUCCAGAUGCUUUGAAGGAGAAGGUGGCUAAGGCAAUGGCUGUCCUUCAGGAUUCUGCAGCAGGAGAGUCUGGUGUCAGGAAGGAGUCGGGGGUUAUUGGAGCUGACUGAAUGAAUAUCAGUAGGGAGUUGGGGUCUUUGAACUGACUAAAUGAAGUUCACCUAUUUUUAAUUGGUAAAUAUAUUACUUUGCAGGUGCUAUUGUCAGCCGCUUUCUAGAGGGCCCAAUGAGUUUGCCUUGACUGGGUUUUCUUGGGAACUAAUUUUUUUAAGGAACUGAUUUCUUUUCUUUGGUUGGUAAACUUUCUAGGCUUUUGAGAUGUUUGAAGACUUGGAAUUUUUGCUACUCUUUAUUGUCGACCAUUAUCUUCAUUGAUUGACUGGUUCUAGUACUAUUUGAUUUGGGAGUUUUUUUUAACUUAUUGUUUUUCCUUUGAGGUGGUGGCAUAUACUUAUAUUAGGCUUUUGGUUGACUAUACUGCAGCAUUUCUCCGUACUUAUGGCAUAUGCUGUAUUGUAGGAAAGCCCAACAUCCAUCAUCCAUGGCUCUAGCAAGGGGCAGAAGCUAGAUUCUGUUUCCAUCUAAUUAAUUUACGGAUUCUUGCUAUCAGUCAUGUAGUAAUAUGUAAUAGGCUUUGUUCGAUUUAAGUUUACUGUUGUAUUUUGCUAGUUGCUUCCUGCAACCAAAU
Messenger RNA from Theobroma cacao (cacao), 2695 nucleotides. It is a transcript of the gene PAB5, whose product is annotated as poly(A)-binding protein 5. Gene Ontology annotation, molecular function: RNA binding. Lineage: Eukaryota; Viridiplantae; Streptophyta; Magnoliopsida; Malvales; Malvaceae. The record is from RefSeq and is a predicted model, not a curated record.